CGCACUGUGUGUGUGUGGGGAGCGGUGGCGCAGUGGUUCGCGCACUGCGUACAGUACGUGGAUAAAAGAAACAGACCAAACUUUUAUCGGAAUUUGUAUUGCGCAUGCAACGUGCACGUGGCCUAUCGCGCCUUCCCCGCAUGGAAUGGAAACAGAUGUUCACUGAAAUUUCCGUGCUUUUUUUUCAGAAGCUCUGACUAAACCAGCAGAGUAAAAAAAAAGCUCCUGGUUGGUUUCGUAUUUUUUUUCCUUGUUCUGUAACAGAAGUGGUCCAAGUGGGAUUCAAGGCUCGCCGCUUCAUAAAGUGACCGACAAUUUGUACGACCCCAAUCAGCAUGAGGACAGCGAUGGUGAUACUUGGAAUGGUGAUGGUGGUAAUGGUGAUGGUGAUCAGUUCUGAAAGGCUGGCAGAUGCCUGCCGUGAUGGCCAGCACGCCGUCAGGGUCAAUGAGAAGAGAACCAUUCUCAACUGUUCACUUCCACUGAGCUCUGGAGACCAUUUGGUCAAAAUUGAAUGGAGAAGAGACACUGUUGUUAUAUUUUACUAUGGCAGCGGGAUAAAUCAACAACUGAAAGCAUCUGAAGGAUAUACGUUCUUUGGGAACAUACAGAGUGGAGACGCCUCUCUGGCUAUCGAAUAUGUUGACGCCGUUAAAUUCAGAUCAUUCUCCUGUAAGCUGAUCACGUUGAGAAACCUACAUAUCGACAACGUCUUUUGUUUACUAAGUGACUCAGGGGGGACACGUCAUCCUACGACUGCUCUUACUGCCAACCCAUCAAAACAAAAUGGUGGCAACGUCUACAUUGAAGAUUGGGUGUGGAUGGUGAUAGCGGCCGUGGGCUUCGUAGUCCUCGUCAUCAUCAUUGCACUCCUCGCUGUGUGGACCUACCGGAGGAAUCAGCAGCGGAUCAUCGAGCGCUACAACAGGAGGACGAGUGAGCUUCAGGAAUCAAUGUCCUACAUUAACAUCAAGGACGUUCCUGAAGAAUUUCUUUACGAAAACUAAAGAUGUUCCAUGCGGUGACAAUGUAGGCAUCAGUGUGCUCCUGCAUUGUCCAUUCUAUAUCUACUGCUGGGUGAAGGAACAACAACAACAACAAUUAAUUUGACACGUGAGGCACGAUCCGGCGAUGCGACUGCGGUACAGCGUGCGAUGUAAGACAGUCGAUAACGGUCGCACCGUCAGCUUUGCUCAAGGUCGUCGUAUAGCAAUAAUUGUUGCUCAUUUCAUUCGUAAAACAGAUGAAAUUUUAAUUCCUGACAAUACAUUUCUGAGAUAACAAUUGUUAAAGCGUUACAUUUAUAAUUAAACAUGCUUAAAAAGCAAAUGGGCUUUUCCAUUUCUGGCAAGAAUACAAGAGGUGUUAAGACGUUUAAACAUUGCAAGGCAUCAAGUCUGCAUUAAUCAUACAUACUUGCGAUAAAACAUGCAAACAAACAUGCUUUAAUAACAAUAUGCAUUGUCCUUGAAACUGAUUGGCCUGCUCCAGAGACAGCCACCUUCACAGCUUUGUCUGACCAGUGUUAUACUCGAAAACGCCAAAAGGUGAACAGCACAAAGGCAAUGCAAAUAUCAAAGCAUUAAUAGCUCUGGUUGAACAGUGAAAUCUACGGGGCCCUUUUUGCUGGCAUCAAAAUUAUAUAAUGAAAAACUUUUGUUGGUCAUACUGCAAUGCAGUCAUGCACAGGCACAAUGAACAAAAACAACAAUAGUGUGCUAUUAUGACAAAGCACCAUUGUUCGAAACGUGUCCCAAUCUAUUGAUUUUUAUUUUACGGCAGUGUUGUUAUGAGUGUUUCUUGUGCGCGUUAAUUAUAAUUAAAAUUGGUCGUGAAAAAA
Molecule: messenger RNA, 1840 nt
Organism: Petromyzon marinus (sea lamprey)
Lineage: Eukaryota; Metazoa; Chordata; Hyperoartia; Petromyzontiformes; Petromyzontidae
Source: RefSeq, a predicted model, not a curated record